This is a messenger RNA of Anisakis simplex (herring worm), 759 nucleotides long. The record is from the annotation of a GenBank genome assembly. Lineage: Eukaryota; Metazoa; Nematoda; Chromadorea; Rhabditida; Anisakidae.
AUGAGAAAUGGAAACCAAGUUGAAUGCAAACGAACCAGUCUUAAUCUUGGUGACGUUUUUAUUCUGGAUCUCGGUUCGAAUGUUUAUGUGUGGAUGCCACCCGAAAGCGGGCGUCUUGAACGCAUCAAGGGUAUGGACCAAGCGAGAAACAUACGCGAUAUGCGAGGUGGUAAGGUACAAGUGCACGGUUUAGGUGAUGAUGUUUACAUUGUUUACGCAGAUUGGAAUACGAAUGAAGAAUUUUGGUCGCAAUUUGGUGGUGCCGGUAAUCUGAACGACAUAAAAUCAGCGAAAGCCGGGGGUGAUGAUGAGAAUCUGUGGCGUCCACAAGCUCGCAAAAUUGUUCUGUGGAGAGUAUCUGACGAAAGUGGAAAAAUGAAGAUUACAAAAGUUUCUGAAGGCAGCUUCAAGCGUCGUGAUCUAGAGUCAAAAGGUAAACCGGAAUGGACUGGAGUUGUACGUGUGUUGGAUGGACACGAGCCGGCGACUUUCACUCAGUGGGCGAGUGCUUGGGAGGAUGGUAAAACAAAGAGAAAAGAUUUGGAUGGUGAUGACGUGAUGAUUGUGGAUAAUUUCGAUGUGAUUUAUGUGUGGAUUGGUGCGAACGCGAACGCCAACGAGAAAAAAUUCGCUGGGCAAUUGGCUCAAAAAUACCUCGCAUCGGACACUUUGCCUCGUCCUCCGUCGGCCGUAAUCAAAACAUUACACCAAAACCGGGAAACCAGCGAAUUCAAGCGAUUAUUCCCGGACUGGGCAUAG